Manis javanica (Malayan pangolin) is the source of this 1737-nucleotide messenger RNA. The record is from RefSeq and is a predicted model, not a curated record. Lineage: Eukaryota; Metazoa; Chordata; Mammalia; Pholidota; Manidae.
AUGUUACAACAGGAAUCCCUGACAUUCGGCGAUGUGGUCGUGGACUUCAGCCAGGAGGAGUGGCAGCUCCUGGCCCCCGCUCAGAAGGGCCUGUACCGGGACGUGAUGCUGGAGAACUACAGGAACCUGGUGUCAGUGGGGUAUCCAGCCUCCAAACCAGAUGCACUCUCCAAGUUGGAACGCAGAGAGGAACUUUGGACAUUAGAAGAUGAAAUUCACAGUCAAAUCGGUCCAGAAAUGAGGAAAUUUGGUGAUCCUCUGCAAUGUCACUUGCAAAAUCAAAGCAUGCAGAAGAGUGUGGAAAAAUGCUGUGAAUAUAUGUUUGCAAAUAUUGUUAAUCACAGCAAAAGUCAUUUCCAUUUAAAGCAAAAUUGUGAUAUGCUUGACUCAUGUGAAAAACCUUUGAAAUCAGAUUUAAGUUUUGAAAACCAGAACAGAAGCUGUAACUUAGAGAAGUCUGCUGAAUUUCAUGGACAUGGGAAACCUCUUCUCCAUGCUAACCAUGAACAGUUUUAUACUGAAAUUAAAUGCUCUGUAAGUGCAAAACACAAUACAUCCCAGGUUACUAAGCAACAGGGAACUCACAACAUAGAGAAAGCCUAUACAUGCUGCAAAAGUGGGAAAGCCUUCAUCAAGAUUUCUCAGUUCACUGAUCAUCACAGAGUUCAUACUAGAGAGAAACCUCAUGGAUGCAGUAUGUGUGGGAAAGCCUUCUCCAGAAAAUCCAGGCUAACUGAACAUAAGCGAGUUCACACAGGGCUGAAACAUUAUGAAUGUCCUAAAUGUGACAAAGCCUUCCUCAAGAAAUCGCAGUUCAAUAUACAUAAGAAAACUCAUAUGGGAGAGAAACCUUACACAUGUAGUGAAUGUGGGAAAGCAUUCAUCAAAAAUUGUCGGCUCAUUUAUCAUCAACGAACUCAUACAGGAGAGAAACCCCAUGGAUGCAGUCUAUGUGGGAAAGCCUUCUCUACAAAGUUUAGUCUCAAUACACAUCAGAAAACUCAUACAGGAGAAAAACCUUAUACAUGCAGCCAAUGUGGAAAAGGCUUCAUUGAAAAGAGGCGUCUUACUGCACAUCAUCGAACUCAUACUGGUGAGAAACCCUUUAUAUGCAAUCAAUGUGGGAAAGGUUUCACCCUGAAGAAUAGUCUUAUUACACAUCAGCAAACUCAUACAGAAGAGAAACUGUAUACAUGCAAUGAAUGUGGAAAAGCCUUUUCAGUGAAGCACUGUCUUAUCAUACAUCAGCGGACUCAUACUGGAGAGAAACCCUAUACUUGCAGUGAGUGUGGAAAAGGCUUCACCUUGAAGAGCCCUCUGAUCAGACAUCAACGAACACAUACAGGAGAGAAGCCCUAUGUGUGCGCUGUAUGUGGGAAAGGCUUCACCAUGAAAAGUGAUCUCAUUGUGCAUCAGCGAACUCACACUGCUGAGAAAUCCUACAUACGCAGUGACUGUGGAAAAGGCUUCACUGUGAAAAGCCGCCUAAUUGUGCAUCAGCGAACUCAUACAGGAGAGAAACCCUAUGUGUGCAGCGAAUGUGGCAAAGGCUUCCCAGCAAAGAUCCGGCUGAUUGGACACCAGCGGACUCAUACAGGAGAGAAACCCUAUAUAUGCAGCGAAUGUGGCAAAGGCUUUACAGAAAAGAGUCAUCUCAGUGUACAUAGGCGCACUCAUACAGGAGAGAAGCCCUACAUAUGCAAUGAGUGUGGUAAAGAUUCUUACAUUGUCACUUGA